This is a messenger RNA of Sorghum bicolor (sorghum), 993 nucleotides long. RefSeq names its product pollen-specific leucine-rich repeat extensin-like protein 4. Bases 191 to 745 code for a protein of 184 amino acids. The record is from RefSeq and is a predicted model, not a curated record. The transcript is spliced from 4 exons. NCBI's taxonomy places the organism in Eukaryota, Viridiplantae, Streptophyta, Magnoliopsida, Poales, Poaceae.
GAAGGGCAAAAUAGAAAAGGUAGAAAUUUAGGAAGCAAACAAAAGCUCCACUGCCUUGUCUGCAAUGGCGUCUGGGGCUUUUCCCACGAGCGCCCCCCAGCCCUUCUAGCUUUCCUCCCUAGGCAACUAGACGCCGCUCUCCCGCAGCCGCUCCGCCGGCCAAGUCUCAUCUCCCGCCCCAGCUGAGACGAUGGGGUCGUCGUCCUCGCCGGCGCCGCCGCCGCCCAUGAUCGGGCGGGCCGGGAACCUCACCGUCUUCAUCACGCCGCCGUCUCCCGCUAGCACUCCGCGGGGCGCCUCGCGCACGCCCCCGCCCGAGUCCCCGCGCUCGGAUUUCUCCACACCCACCCCACAGAGGGCAGCCCCAUCGCUCUCCGCUUCUCCCUCGCCGCGUAACCACGAGAGCCCGGUCGCGGCGCCUGCGGUGGUGUUCACCCCGCCCCCGCCGCCGGCUCCUGUGAAGGUCGCGCCGCCGCCGGUGCAGGUGCCGCCGCCUCAGUACGAGAAGGCGUCCGCGGGGGGCAAGCACGACGGAUCGGCGUUCGGCUUCUUUUGGGACGCUGUCGCGCGCAUCCAGGAAGCGCACGCGAGCCUCGACGAGUACGUGGCUACCUGGUUCGGGUUGGAUCAGUCCAAGUACCAGUGGGCGCUCAACGACUACUACGAGGCCACAGGCAAGGAAGUGGAUUGUGUAAAAGGUGGUAAGCCGAAGGAGCUUACUACUACUAAAGUGCAGAAAGUCUAAAAAGGCAACUUCGUUUUGUAGGGAUCGUCUGUCUGGAGAAGCAUGUUCCAUUAGCUACAUUUUGGUGUCGCCUUGAAAGGUGGUCAUCUCUGCUUUGUGGGCGACCCAAGUGUAUGCUCUAGAGGUCGCGGUUGAAGGAGCGGCCGCUGUUUUGUUCUGCCGUUCAGAUAUGCUGUAAUCCUAAGGUUAUGUCAAAACACAGAAUCGGUCUUAUUCGCAAUGGGUAAUAGUAUUUCUAAUCUGCAUGC